GUCUCUUGACUGGUGACAAACUCAAAGAAACCACUGAGGGCAUACUGAACAGUGUGGUGCCAAAAGACAUCGACAGUGCGCUCACUGGCCUGCUGGGAAAUAUCGACUUGGAAGAUCUCUUGUUAGGAUUAGAGGUUGAAAAAGUGACCGUGGAGAACAUGACGUCAACCAUGACAGGCAACGGGAUCCUUGUCCACGCCGUGACUACUGCCUUCAUAGGUGGAAACGGCCUAGCAGGACCUGUAGUCAGCAUACUGGGAUUUCAAGUGCAUGCAGAUGUAACUCUGGAAAUUGGAAUUUCCACCAACAACACACAAUGUGUCAGCCUCCUAGUCCAGGAGAAGAACAUCAAAGUCAAGAAUGUCAACCUGCAGAUAGCAGAGGUGGUCACAGGUGUCUUGCCUCUGCCUCUGCCCUUGGAUGAUACCAUUUCUCAAUUGCUGACAGUAACUAUGAACGAGAAUGUAAGUCGUGGGACGGGGAGGGCACUGCCUCGGAGGUCUAUGUUGCUGGGGGACACAGGAAGAGGCCCUUACCUCAGAUACACUACUGGCUUGUUCAACUACCAAGUCAAAAGUCCCAGGACGUCUGCAGAAGGUCUUUCAAUCCUCUACUGUGCCUACUUUAACCAAAAUAAAUCCCCUGUGCCUGGAAGCCAUCUUCCUCCAGAUCCUAAUAAUGUCAACACUGCCGUGAUUUUGUCCCAAAUGAUGCUCAGGGAGAUUGUCACUAAAAGUGCCAAGGAGAGCUCUGUCAAGAUAAACAACCUGGAAGCGGCGAUCACCAAAAUCGUUUACCACCACCUGCCGAACAACAAAAUCAACGCCGCCUACUGGGUCACUAUAGAGAAGGAUGGUGAGAACAUAGCCACUGGGCAGACGGACGUCACCAUCUCCCAUGCAAGUGAGAUUUCAAACAACAAAAUCAAAACCACCAUCAAGAUUGACAGUGCUAAACACAGCGUGACACCCCCUGAGGCUGAGGAGGAAGAAAGAGAUGUGCUACGUGACGUUCUGAAGAAACUUCUAUUUGCUGUGACCAGUAUGUGGAACGAGUAA
Messenger RNA from Bubalus bubalis (water buffalo), 1058 nucleotides. RefSeq names its product vomeromodulin-like. The coding region runs from base 159 to 1058 and encodes 299 amino acids. The transcript is spliced from 10 exons. The record is from RefSeq and is a predicted model, not a curated record. Lineage: Eukaryota; Metazoa; Chordata; Mammalia; Artiodactyla; Bovidae. Gene Ontology annotation, biological process: sensory perception of smell.